AGGAGGGCGCGAGCUCUAGAGACAUUGUCAUGUAAAGAGGGACCACCGCCUCGCUAUUGUCUCGCGGACUGCCAAGUUUAUUAUAAACGCUGCUCGAGCUGCACCGGGCGGAGCGGACCAGAGCAGAGCGCGAGACAGAGACAGAUAGAAAUAGACACAGGGAGCACGAGCACAAGAAGACUGUGGAUGUGCACUUGUAGCGAGAAAACAACCGAGAGAGCGAUCGGAGAACGUCAUCACCGACACGCACUGGAAAGAGUGGAGUUCAUUUCAUAGAUCCUAGCUGCACGUGCUGCUGUUUGGUACCUGGUGCCCUUAGUACCCGUGCCGUAACAAGCAGACCACCGACUCUACCGGAAAGCCUCGCUUCGCGCAUUCCGUCUCCACAUGUACAAAAUGGAUUACUCGUACCUGAACACGUAUGACUCGUGCAUGGCGGCUAUGGAAGCAUCAGCGUACGCGGACUUCAGCUCGUGCAGUCAGGCAAACACGUUCCAGUACAACCCGAUCCGCACGAGCUUCGGCGCAAACCCGGGCUGCGCGACACUAGGUGCAGCCAGCUGCAGCCUCGGCGCGCUGCGCGAACACCAGCCGGCACCGUACACCGCGGUUCCUUAUAAAUUCUUCUCGGACCCUUCCGGUCUAAAUGAAAAACGGAAACAACGACGUAUCCGCACCACCUUCACGAGCUCUCAGCUAAAGGAGCUCGAGCGCGUGUUUGCUGAAACGCAUUACCCUGACAUCUACACCCGUGAGGAGCUCGCGCUCAAGAUCGACCUAACAGAGGCCAGAGUUCAGGUGUGGUUCCAGAACAGACGCGCAAAAUUCCGCAAGCAGGAGCGCGCAGCCAACGCAAAGGGCGGCGGAAACACCGGAAACACCAGUGUUACAUCCAAGAAACCGGGUGAAGCACGCGCAUCAUCCGAGGAUGACGAGUCUAAAGAGUCCACGUGCAGCCCAACACCAGACAGCACGGCGUCUCUACCGAGCUCAGCCAACACCACGGGCAGUCCGGGCGCGAGCAGCCUGAGUCCCAGUCCGUCAUCCGGCGGCUAUGGCAACACCUCCAGCUCGCCGUCUAUGCACCACGCGCUCAAAUCUCCAGCGUGGCCCGGUGUCGGUUCAGCUGCUCCAGCUUCCGCUCCAGACCUGUUGAAGAGCUGGCAGCCCGGAGACAGCGCGAGCACCGGACCAUUUGCCGGCGUGCUCUCAUCCUUCCACAGAAAACCGGGCGCGCUCAAGACCAACCUGUUUUAAACAAUCUCUCUCUCUCUCUCUCUCUCUCUCUCUCUCUCUCUCUCUCUCUCUCUCUCUCUCUCUCUCG
Molecule: messenger RNA, 1324 nt
Organism: Tachysurus fulvidraco (yellow catfish)
Lineage: Eukaryota; Metazoa; Chordata; Actinopteri; Siluriformes; Bagridae
Gene: phox2a
Product: paired like homeobox 2A
Exons: 3
Coding region: 388-1257 (289 amino acids)
Biological process (GO): regulation of transcription by RNA polymerase II
Molecular function (GO): DNA-binding transcription factor activity, RNA polymerase II-specific; RNA polymerase II transcription regulatory region sequence-specific DNA binding
Source: RefSeq, a predicted model, not a curated record